Thermothielavioides terrestris NRRL 8126 is the source of this 1960-nucleotide messenger RNA. Its product is annotated as glycosyltransferase family 32 protein. Gene Ontology annotation, biological process: protein N-linked glycosylation. Gene Ontology annotation, molecular function: alpha-1,6-mannosyltransferase activity. The transcript is spliced from 2 exons. NCBI's taxonomy places the organism in Eukaryota, Fungi, Ascomycota, Sordariomycetes, Sordariales, Chaetomiaceae. The record is from RefSeq and is a predicted model, not a curated record. The coding region runs from base 258 to 1400 and encodes 380 amino acids. Gene Ontology annotation, cellular component: mannan polymerase complex.
CUCCUGUGCAACGCGGGCUUUUCUUUUCGAUUUCUUCCCUCCCCAUUUUUGUUUCACACGAUUUAUCUUUCUCGUAUUGCGCUCGCACCACGCCACCUUCGCUCUCUCUCCUAUACGAGCGGACGGACACGAGAGCUUAGCCUCCGGUCCGCCCGCCUCGCUAGCUACUCGGACCCCGCAGGCGUGCUCGAGGGUCUAACAAGUACGGGGCAACUGAUAUUCUUUGCGCCGAACCAGAGACGAGCAAUCCCGUCACCAUGCUCACCUUCCGACGUGCCCUCGUGGCGGCGGCCUUCUUCAUCACGAUCCUAUACUUCACAACCCGUUCGACGUCCCCAGCUGCCUCGUUAUCGGCGAUCGAAUUCCCUAAAACCCAGUCGGGGUCCGAAUCCAAAGCGAACUCGCAGACGACGACUUCGUCGGACCGGCCAACCUCCAAUAACGACAACGAUGCGGUACCCGCUGGACGGAACCGCAACAGACCAUCAUCGCCGCAAGGGCAGCAGCCGAUGCAGGACAUGUCCAAGAUGACGCUGCAGGAAAAGCUCGCGUACCAAUUCCCCUACGACGUCGAGUCCAAGUUCCCCGCGUACAUCUGGCAGACGUGGAAGUGGACGCCGGCGCACGGGCAGUUCGAGUUUCGCGAGCAGGAGGCGACGUGGACGAACCAGCACCCGGGCUUCAUCCACGAGGUCAUCACGGACCAGGUGGCGGUGCACCUGCUGCGGCUGCUGUACGCGUCGGUGCCCGAGGUGCUCGAGGCGUACGAGGCGCUGCCGCUGCCGGUGCUCAAGGCCGACUUCUUCCGGUACCUGAUCCUGCUGGCGCGGGGAGGGAUCUACUCGGACAUCGACACGUACGCGAUCAAAAGCGCGGUGGAGUGGAUCCCGGCGUCGGUGCCGCGCCACGCGGUCGGGCUGGUGGUGGGCAUCGAGGCGGACCCGGACCGGCCCGACUGGAAGGACUGGUACAGCCGGCGGAUCCAGUUCUGCCAGUGGACGAUCCAGGCCAAGCCGGGCCACCCGGUGCUGCGCGAGGUGGUCGCGCGCAUCGCCGAGCGGACGCUGGCCCGCAAGCGCGCCGGCUCGCUGGCCGGCGUCGGCGACAAGAACGUCAUCGAGUUCACGGGGCCCGCGCUCUGGACCGACGUCAUCUUCGAGUACUUCAACGACCCGCGCUACUUCGACAUGGCGCGGUCGCCGGGCCCCAUCGACUGGCGCAACUUCACGGGCAUGGAGACGCCGAAGCGCGUCGGCGACGUGGUCGUCCUGCCCAUCACGAGCUUCUCGCCGGGAGUGCAGCAGAUGGGGGCUAAGGACGUGGACGACCCGCUGGCGUUUGUGAAGCACGGCUUUGAGGGGACAUGGAAGCCCGAAAACGAGCGACACAUUGGCGGGUAAAGGCGUCUGCCCUCCUACAUUUGACCAUGACGAUACCUCCUUUCAUUUCUCUCGUUGCGCACACGACGCGUACCCUGUUUUAAUCAUCCAUCUUGACACAAAAACUUGCAUGGCUCGGCGUUCCUGUGGCGGUGGCAAGCUGCGGCCCCAAACGGGGUUCUUUCUGGGGGACAGCUAUCUUAUGUUUCCCCUUUGUUUCUUCGUGGGCUCGGGACGGAUAGAGGGUGUAUAGGAAAUGGGGGCUUGAUUGAAAGGAAGGGCGUGCUUCCCUGCUCUGGGGAGUCCUUGAAGUGGCUGUACAUUUAGAUCAGUUGCGGGAAGGCCAAUGACCGGGUUGUCAAAGUGGUGUUUGGAUGAUCCCGUGUCGGUCAUUGGAGGAAGGCUGGAGAUACCUUCCUUACGCAAUACCGUACAUGGUGUGUUGGUCGGCCGCGAGGCCUAGGAAAGCUGGCAGGGAUGGGUUGACGACCUCGCCGUCUCCAGGGGUUUGUCGAACGGGAGGGGAAAGACAACUACGUGCAGAAGUGAUGGCUCGAGGCAUGAAUAGCCGCGUUGAUUCG